Durotheca rogersii is the source of this 1413-nucleotide messenger RNA. RefSeq names its product FAD dependent oxidoreductase. The transcript has a single exon. Gene Ontology annotation, cellular component: late endosome; cytoplasm. The coding region runs from base 1 to 1413 and encodes 470 amino acids. Gene Ontology annotation, molecular function: oxidoreductase activity. Gene Ontology annotation, biological process: retrograde transport, endosome to Golgi. The record is from RefSeq and is a predicted model, not a curated record. NCBI's taxonomy places the organism in Eukaryota, Fungi, Ascomycota, Sordariomycetes, Xylariales, Xylariaceae.
AUGGCCGCGGCACCGAGAGACAUCACCAUCGUGGGCGGCGGCAUCAUAGGAUGCUGCACCGCUUACUACCUGACCCGGCACCCGUCCUAUUCCCCCGACCUGCACCGCAUCACCCUCCUAGAAGCCUCCUCCAGCAGCGCCGGUGGCCGCACCGCCGACAGCAUCCAGGACCCCGCCACCCUAGCCGACCCCGCCACCGCGCCGAAGAGGAAUCCCGCACACGAGGGCAUCGCUGGUGGCGCGAGCGGCAAGGCCGCGGGCCUGCUCGCCCUGUGGGCGUUCCCCAGGAACAUCGUGCCGCUGAGCUUCCACCUCCACGACGAGCUAGCGAGGGAAUACGGCGGAGACAAGAGGUGGGGGUAUAGGCGGUGUUACGCCAGUCAGAUCGAUUGCCGGCCGCGUCUACCCAGCGGCGCAGCAGACGCAGGAGGCCCUACCGACGCGGAGUCCGUCGGUGGCGCCGCGGAGCCGGCGUCCAGAGGGCUUCACAAGGACCACAAGAAAGACCGCAGCGCGCUGCGGAAGCUGGGCGUGCCCGCCGACCUCGACUGGGUGGACAGCGAGGCGCUCGCCGCGUACGAAGGCAUGGGCACCCCGGACAACACAGCGCAGGUGCACCCGGAGCUGUUCACGCGCAGCAUGGCGCAGCUGGCCGAGGAGAAGGGCGUGGCCAUCGUCACGGGCGCCAAGGUCACGGCGAUCAACAAGACCGCCGGCGGCGACGCCGUGAGCAGCGUGACGUACACGAGGGACGGCAAGGAAGAGACGGUCGCCGCGACGGACUGCAUCGUCGCCGCGGGGCCGUGGACCCGGACCCUGCUGCCGGAGAUCCCGGUGACGGCGGCCCGCGUCCACAGUGUCGUCAUCAAGACGCCGAAGCCCUUCUCACCCUACGCGCUCUUCACGUCGAUCCGGCUCCCGCCGGGGUUCCCCGCGCCGACGCCGGCGAACAUCCCGGGGGCUGCGAGGGCCGCGCCGCCGCCGCUGCGCGGAGAACGGAUCGUCGAGCCCGAGAUCUACCCGCGGCCGGACGGGACGGCGUACGCGUGCGGGCCCCCGGACGCCGUGGCCGAGCUGCCGCCGAUGUCGACGGGCGUCGCGGUCGACGUCGCGCGGUGCGACGACAUCCUGCGGCAGGUGCGCGGGAUCAGCGGCGAGCUGGGCCCGGCGGGGGAGGGGGAGGGGGGACGACAGGGGGCGGCGGUGCUCGCGAGGCAGGCCUGCUACCUGCCGCAGGGCGGGCCGUGGAUCGGCAAGGCGGGGCCGACGAGGGGCCUCGUCGUCGCCGCGGGCCACACGUGCUGGGGCAUCCAGAACGCGCCGGCGACGGGUAAGCUUGUUAGUGAGAUCAUAUUCGACGGCGAAACGCGGAGCGCGCGGCUCGGCGGGUGCGAUCCCGCACUUGUCCUGUGA